This is a messenger RNA of Acaromyces ingoldii, 1767 nucleotides long. RefSeq lists its product as hypothetical. The transcript is spliced from 3 exons. NCBI's taxonomy places the organism in Eukaryota, Fungi, Basidiomycota, Exobasidiomycetes, Exobasidiales, Cryptobasidiaceae. The record is from RefSeq and is a predicted model, not a curated record. The coding region runs from base 1 to 1674 and encodes 557 amino acids.
AUGGACCAGCACAAGUUCUCGUUUGCUGAUGCUGUCAGCGCAGUCACGUCGAGCUUCAGGUCCGUCGGCACGUCUACCUCCCCGAGAGUGGGUGCCAAUGUCGAGCAGGGGCAGGGGCCAGCCCGCCCUGAGUACAGCGUGGACGGAGAUGGGCCGAGAGGCCGAGGAGACGGAGACGGAGAGGGCGAGGAUGCGUUUCCGAAGCUGUCGCCGGAGCAGCUUCACGCGCUCUUCGAGGACGAGGAGCAGAGGAAGUGCGUGGCAGCCGCGCUCGAAGAAGCGCAGCUCAACUGGUCGCUGGACAGCAAGAUGCUCGGGCAGCGCUCCGAGGCCAAUCGGGGUAUGCGCGCCAUCGUCGAGCUGCUCGCGCAGAUCCACGUGAGCCAUUCCAGUCAGUGGCAAGAACGGCAGCGACUUGCUGGUCAGCUCUCUGGUGCGACUGGCGCGCAAAGUGAGGGCGAUCAGGGUGCUCGCUCCAGGAAAGCAAAGGGAGAAGGCGGCGAUGCAAAGGGCACAGAGCAACGCCUCAACCACGCGUGGGAGACGCACGAUCUCCUCCGAGCCAUCGAUCGCAAAGACCACGAAACGAUUCUCAUGAUCCGCGAUGCCAACUUCGACCUCUUGCUCGAUCUCAACCAGUCUGGAACGUCUGGCAACGCAGCCAGCACGCCGCUUGGGUACUGCAUAUCCCUAGGAAAAGGAUGGGAGGGCACGUCGAUCGUCUUGACAGGGGCGCUUUCCAAGUUCGUCAACAAUCUCCCCGAUGACGAAGCUGAGGACUUGCCCGCCGACGAAGACGAGGGCUCGAUGCAACAACGCAGGGCACGGGCACGCAAGGCACGGCAUGAGCUCGACCCGCGAACGGCCUCCCGGCUCCGCAAGCUGCGCACCAGCCUCAAGCUCGCCAUUGACAACUCGAUUCUCUCGGACCAGACGAGCCUCCUGGCGUCGUACAUCCAGGUUCUCCUCAUGUCCGAGGGCCAGCCAUUCAUCCUCGAGUCGAUCUCGGCCGUCCAGCAGGCCCUCGUCUCGUACCUCGGUCCGUCCAACACCUCAUCCACCGGCGCCAUUCUCACGCAGGCAGACCCAAUCUCUGUCAGUCACAAUUGCGUGAACCGGUUCGUGAGCGACGGCCUGCGCAGCCACAAGCGGCGUCCCUCGAGCAGCGCUGGUGGCGUCUCGGGCACGACCAGGCAAGGAGACCAGUACAGCGGCGGAGGCGCCAGCAUCGUCGCCGCCGUCGACGAUCUCGUCGCCAACGCCGUCGGCGACUUGGUCCUCAUGGCUCUCUGGGACCUCGUCCGCAUCUCCAGGCACGACCUCUCGCUCCUGGAUCCCAAGGUCGAGCAGUCGUCGACGAUUGCAAAGCGCGUCGAGGAAGACGACCUGUCGAGCCCCCUGCCUCUGUACUUUUUCGCUCGCGACGACCGCGUAUCGGCGCAGUACACGAGCCGCCUGCAGGGCACAGAGGUCGUCCUUGACCAGAUUGCGACGGCUCGGAGCAAGUCAACGCUGCAGGGCGCAGGUCUCGUGGGCGGCAAAAGCGCCAGGCAAGUGAGAAUGUGGAAGUGCGCCCAGAAGACGUCGGAGAGCCUCCAGAGCGGACUGAGGCGGCUCAACUCAAAGGACCGUCUCGACCACAUCGACGAAGUGCUCGCCGCAUUCAAAGGUUGACAGACAUCAUCACCACUACUGUAUCUGUAUCAUAGCUCCAAAUGACUCUUCUGUUCACACGCAAUCCAAGAGGGACCCGCAAAGCAUUUCAUC